Penicilliopsis zonata CBS 506.65 is the source of this 3558-nucleotide messenger RNA. RefSeq lists its product as hypothetical. Gene Ontology annotation, cellular component: mitochondrion; cytosol. The record is from RefSeq and is a predicted model, not a curated record. Gene Ontology annotation, molecular function: metalloendopeptidase activity; metal ion binding. Bases 1 to 3558 code for a protein of 1185 amino acids. Lineage: Eukaryota; Fungi; Ascomycota; Eurotiomycetes; Eurotiales; Aspergillaceae. The transcript has 2 exons. Gene Ontology annotation, biological process: peptide catabolic process.
AUGCCUCCAAGGUCCUCUGCAGCUCUCCGCCUGUGGAACUCUAGACCGCUAUCGUAUACAUCCUUACUGCGCUUGUGCUCGCCUGCUCUCACACGCGGUUUCCUCGCGGCAAGUCUUUCUGGUGACUCAGCCUCGCCACCUUCGCUUCGAGCCUUCUAUUCGGCUUAUUCGCCGUCAGCUUGGAGGAGACACCGCGCCUUCUCUCUCCACUCUUCUCCUGUUUUGCGUACUCCCGCCGAAACCGCCAACAUGAGUACGAUCCAGCGGAUUACGGAGAAUCUGGAGAAGCCAGAGCUGGACGAUCGCUCGUACCGCGUCAUUCGUUUACCAAACAAAUUGGAGGCGCUGCUGGUCCACGACCCGGAUACCGAUAAGGCCAGCGCCGCCGUCAAUGUCAAUGUGGGCAAUUUUUCCGACUACGACGACAUGCCAGGCAUAGCCCAUGCCGUCGAGCACCUGCUCUUCAUGGGUACUGAAAAGUACCCAAAAGAGAAUGCGUACAAUCAGUAUCUAGCAGCUCAUUCGGGCUCCUCAAACGCUUACACAGCUGCCACUGAAACCAAUUAUUUCUUCGAAGUCGCGGCGAUGGCCGAGUCGACCGACCAGAAGACUGCUGCUGAGACCACCACCAACGGCUCUCUGGCAAAUGGAACAUCGACGAGCAAAAAUUCCUCGACUAGCGAUCUGGCGCCACCUCUGUACGGUGCCCUCGAUCGAUUUGCCCAGUUUUUCGUCAAACCGCUGUUCCUCGAGUCCACUCUCGAUCGAGAGUUGCGGGCGGUGGAUUCGGAGAACAAGAAGAACCUCCAAAGCGACCUCUGGCGUUUAAUGCAGUUGAACAAGUCGCUGUCCAAUUCCAAGCACCCGUAUCACCAUUUUUCAACCGGAAAUCUGCAGACUCUGAAAGAAGAUCCUGAGAAGCGCGGGCUGGAAGUACGGAGCGAGUUCAUCAAGUUCUACGAGAAACACUACUCGGCAAACCGCAUGAAGUUGGUGGUCCUUGGACGGGAAUCUUUGGAUGAGCUCGAAGCCUGGGUGACGGAGCUGUUCUCGGACGUCAAGAACAAGGAUCUCCCUCAGAACCGCUGGGACGGCGUUGAACCCUUCUCCGCGGACGACCUGUGCACGCAGGUAUUCGCCAAGCCGGUCAUGGAGACCCGCUCGUUGGAUAUCUACUUCCCUUUUCUUGACGAGGAGUCCCUGUAUGAGGCUCAGCCCAGUCGAUACAUCAGCCACCUCAUCGGCCACGAGGGACCUGGAAGUAUUCUGGCAUACAUCAAGGCUAAAGGGUGGGCAAACGGCCUUUCCGCCGGCGUCAUGCCGGUUUGCCCAGGCUCUGCGUUUUUCACGAUCUCCGUCCGCCUGACUCAAGAAGGACUUAAGAAAUACCGUGAGGUGGCCAAGGCGAUCUUCGAGUAUAUCUCAAUGAUUAAAGAGCAGGAACCAGAGCAAUGGACCUACGACGAGAUGAAAAACCUCGCCGAGGUCGACUUCCGCUUUAAGCAAAAGUCUCCUGCGAGUCGGUUUACUAGCCGGCUGAGCAGUGUCAUGCAGAAACCGAUGCCCAGAGAAUGGCUUCUGAGCGGCUCUCUUCUCCGCAAGUUUGAUCCGGAAUCGAUCAAGAAGGCCAUGUCCUACCUUCGUGCCGACAAUUUCAGGUUUGUGAUCGUAUCACAGGACUAUCCUGGCGAUUGGGACUUGAAAGAGAAGUGGUACGGAACAGAGUACAAGAUUGAAAAGGUCCCCGAGGCCUUUUUGGCCGAGCUUCGUCAGGCGCUGAACUCGACGACCGAGACGAGACUCUCAGAACUGCAUAUGCCGCAUAAGAACGAGUUCGUUCCUACCAGGCUCUCCGUCGAGAAAAAAGAGGUUUCCGAACCAGCCAAAACGCCCAAGCUUCUUCGCCAUGACGAACGGGUUCGACUCUGGUUUAAGAAGGACGAUCGCUUCUGGGUCCCCAAAGGGACCGUCCACGUCACGCUCAGAAACCCGCUGGUCUGGGCCACUCCCGCAAAUAGCGUCAAAGCCAAGCUGUACUGUGAGCUCGUGAGAGAUGUGCUCGUGGAGUACUCCUACGACGCAGAACUCGCGGGUCUGGACUAUCAUCUGUCCGCCAGUGUCUUUGGUCUAGACGUGUCUGUGGGCGGCUACAACGACAAGAUGUCUGUUCUGUUGGAAAAAGUGCUAACCAGCAUGCGUGACUUGGUCGUCAACCCGGAGCGGUUCCACAUCAUCAAGGAACGUCUGUCCCGUGGGUACCGCAAUGCGGACUACCAGCAGCCAUUCUACCAGGUGGGUGACUAUACCCGGUAUCUCACCUCGGAGAAGACUUGGAUCAACGAGCAGUAUGCUACGGAGCUGGAGCAUAUUGAGGCGGAGGACGUCGCCGCCUUCUUCCCCCAAAUCCUCCAGCAGACGCACAUUGAGGUUUUGGCUCACGGUAAUCUAUAUAAAGAGGAUGCCCUCAAGUUGACCGACCUGGUGGAAAGUACAUUGAACAGCCGCCCGCUGCCCCUGGCGCAGUGGAACGUGCGACGCAAUAUAAUCAUUCCACCGGGAAGCAACUAUAUAUAUGAACGCACCCUUAAGGACCCCGCGAACGUCAAUCACUGCAUCGAAUACUACCUCUUUAUUGGGAAUAUCACGGACAAUGCUUUGCGAGCCAAGCUGCUCCUCUUUGCCCAGAUGACCGACGAGCCUGCAUUUGACCAAUUGCGGAGCAAGGAGCAACUUGGAUAUGUGGUAUGGAGUGGCGCACGGUACUCGGCCACCACAUUUGGCUACCGGGUGAUCAUCCAGAGCGAGCGCACAGCCGACUACCUCGAAUCCCGGAUCGAUUCAUUCCUCGGCAACUUCGCGCGCACGCUGGAGGAGAUGACCGAGGAAGACUUUGAGGGACACAAACGCAGCGUCAUCAACAAACGCUUGGAAAAACUCAAGAACCUGGGUUCGGAGACCACCCGCUACUGGUCACAUAUCGGAUCGGAGUAUUUCGAUUUCUUGCAGAACGAAAACGACGCGGCCGGCGUGCGCUCCCUGACAAAGGCGGACAUUGUUCAAUUCUACAACCAGUUCAUUGCCCCGCAGUCGUCAACUCGGGCCAAGCUCUCCAUCCACCUCAUCGCACAGUCCAAUACAAACGGAAACGCCGCGGAUGGGCCUCAAGACCGUCAGGCCCGCGUGGUUGCUGAGCUGGGAAAACAGCUCGAAGCGGCCGGCUUCGCUGCGGACACCGACCGUCUGGAGGCUGCUUUAAAGAAGGCGACCGAGAAGAGCGAAGUCCUCUCGGCCUUCCAUACCUUUAUGCUCUCCGAGAUGAGUCUCUCGGAGGAACAGGCAAAGCCGGUCCUCAGCAAGGCUGAGCAGAACCUCGGGCUGGUGUUCGGCUCGCCCGCCGAGGGGUCAGAGCUCACCAACAGCGGCACGGAGAAGCCACAACAGCCAGCAAUCACUUACAUUACCAACGUACCUGAGUUCAAGACUCGACUGUCUGUCAGCGCCGGACCUCACCCAGUGACAGACCUAACUGAAUUCGAGGAUUUUGAUCCCAAGCUCUGA